AUGCAGCAUCGCCACGGCCACAGCGCCACUCUUUUCGAGGUGGACGGCAGGGGUUAUCUCGUCGUCGUGGGAGGAGGCAUAGGCAACAUCCUCGAGAACUGGGGAGUUCGUGACUUCGGAGACCUCGCUGUUCUAGAUUUGGACCCGAAUGGGUGGCGGUGGAUCGGACAUUACAU
Symbiodinium necroappetens is the source of this 176-nucleotide messenger RNA. Lineage: Eukaryota; Dinophyceae; Suessiales; Symbiodiniaceae. The record is from the annotation of a GenBank genome assembly.